CUGUGCUCAAAGCAAUAUAAAAAUGUCUUUGGUGCGACAGUGUCUUUGUGCAGGAAUGAUAUCCUACCUGUGCAUGAGUAUGGGCGCGACAUUCACUUGGCCUUCGUCCACGCUCCAGCUCUUCAGCUCAGAGAACACCACACUACACAGGCCCAUGACUGGGACGGAACAGUCUCUGUUCGGGAGCCUGUCUUCUAUCGGAGCUGUAGUGGCGACUCCGGUAGCUGGGUUCUUGCUCGAUGUGAUCGGGAGAAAAUAUUGCGCGGGACUUUUCUCUCUCAUGCAAGUGAUCGCCUGGGUCAUGAUAAUAGCCUCCAACCGCGUGGAGGUCCUCCUCACAGCCAUGUUCAUCUUUGGCGUCGGCGGUGCCGCCUUCCUGGUCGUCCCCUUGUACAUCAGCGAGGUCUGCCAGGAGUCCAUCCGCGGAGCCAUGACCUCCGGCACUAUCAUCUUCUACGGUCUUGGAAUGACCGUGUCCUACGCGUUGGGUGGAUACGUGGAUUACUAUCCUACGGUUUAUGCUUUUCUAUCCAUUUCCGUUCUUGGAGUUGUGUUGCUGAGUUUUCUGGAGGAAUCUCCGACGUUUUUGAUGAUGAAAGGCAGAGAGCAGGAAACUGCUAAAUCGAUAGCGUUCUACAGAGCUGCAAAGGUGUCUUCCAAGGUGGUGCAACAAGAACUGGACACUAUCCGUCGUAUACUGAACGCUGGAAACUUGGAUGAUACAGAAAUUCCGUUAGAAGAACAAAAACUUCGGUCUGGCGUUGAAAAAAAGCAGGCUCAGAAGCCUUCUAUCAUUCAAUUAAUAAAGAAGUCCUACCCAACCCGCCGUGCCCUCCUGAUCAUGCUGGGCCUCACCACAGCCUCGGUGUUCCAAGGCUUGAUCGUAAUCCAGGUGUACGCCGAGUCACUUUUCUCCACGGCCAUCCCCACCAUGUCUGCUACCAUCUCGAGCAUCAUAUUCUCUAUAAUCACUCUUGCCUCGGGAUUGGUCGCUGGGUAUUUGACGGAAGUUGCUGGAAGGAAGCCUCUCAUGUUAUACUCGUCGCUCGUGACCGGUACGUGCUGCGUGCUACUUGGCUCUCAAAUCCAUGUGAGCUGGGGCCCACCCGCCGUCACAGCGGUCAUCAUCUACAUAUUCUGCGUGGCAUAUUGGCUCGGAGCUGGGACUAUACCGUUUGUGUUGAGCGCUGAGGUGUUUUUACCGGAGGUAAUAGGCAUCCUCUCCAUGCUGGCCAUCGAGUGGACCUGGCUCUGCAGCUUCAUAAUCCUCUUUAUCUUCCCUCCGCUGGUGGCAGCCAUCGGACUGGGCCCUGUGUUCUACAUCUUUGCCGUUGUCUGCUUCGCCACGUCUGUCUUCACUUAUUUCUUCUUACCGGAGACCAAGGGCUUGCCGGUCGACGUCAUACAGACGCUCUUUGACAAAAAGAGGCAUCGUCAUUUCUCGCAUAAUUAAAUGAUUAG
Leguminivora glycinivorella is the source of this 1461-nucleotide messenger RNA. RefSeq names its product sugar transporter ERD6-like 5. Gene Ontology annotation, cellular component: membrane. The transcript is spliced from 8 exons. Gene Ontology annotation, biological process: transmembrane transport. The coding region runs from base 23 to 1453 and encodes 476 amino acids. Gene Ontology annotation, molecular function: transmembrane transporter activity. Lineage: Eukaryota; Metazoa; Arthropoda; Insecta; Lepidoptera; Tortricidae. The record is from RefSeq and is a predicted model, not a curated record.